AUGUCUCCUCAGCAGACUCGUGGGUUAAGCAAACGCGGACGCGGAUCAACAAUGCAGCUGGAACAACGACAGGCCAUGAGGAGGAUUAAAAAACAGGAGUUCGAAAGACGUCGCCGAGCGCGUAUUUCAGAAAAGAUGAGAGAGCUUUAUGACCUAGUGAUGUCAUUGGUCGGUGGCGACUCACGGAAUCACAGUCGGUUAGAUAAGAAAACUCUUCUCAACACCUGUAUAGAGGUUCUUCAGACCCUGUUGCAUGUGACGCGUGAUAUGCCUGAAGUACAGGCCAGACUGAGAACAGUGGUUGGACAAACAUUAGGCUCGAGAACUGACCCUUCAGUCCACCAAGACAAGGAAAGUAUGCCUUCACCAACGCCCAUCCAACCAUCAACCGCACUUACUGAGAAGACUCUGAAAAUCGCAAAUGCGACCCCCGAGAGUGGAUACCACGACAGUUUCGCCAGCUGCCUCCAACUGCAUAUCCACAAUCAGCCAAAAUUCAGUGCCGACACCGACGUCACCUUCACCCCAAUUCGUCGACUUCUUGAUGGAACACACCAUCACCUACCACUUAGUCAAUUCCGAAAUAUCUCCAAAAUUCAAGACUACCCUCUGGAUCUCAGCAUUCCUAUACGCCACGACAAGGGUACCCAGUUGUGGAGACCAUACGAGACUUGA
Mesocestoides corti is the source of this 675-nucleotide messenger RNA. Lineage: Eukaryota; Metazoa; Platyhelminthes; Cestoda; Cyclophyllidea; Mesocestoididae. The record is from the annotation of a GenBank genome assembly.